Molecule: messenger RNA, 1506 nt
Organism: Hydatigera taeniaeformis
Lineage: Eukaryota; Metazoa; Platyhelminthes; Cestoda; Cyclophyllidea; Taeniidae
Source: the annotation of a GenBank genome assembly
AUGGUUCAAUGCGAGUCAAUGCAGCACAACAACGCCACCGGGUCCUACAACCAAAAAACGUCGUCUAAAGGAGUCACCGAGUUGGUGUCUAACAUGUUUCAAUUCUUUGUUGUCCUCACCCACGAGAAAAAAGGCAGUCCUGACACCACACCUGAUGCAAGAACUGUGCUUUCUUUGUCCGAGGUGGUGCACUUAGCAGAGGUGCUUGCAGCUGGUGGUGUGGACGUGAAUUCCUUUGUAGUUCCCGCUCUUGCCCCCUUGAUAAUCGACAUCUACGUAGUUCGAGGUAUUCAACAUCACAACACUCUUCGUGCCAACUGGCCAAAUUCACCACAGGGACGUCUCAGUGACUUGAAAGACCACCUAGUUAAGGACCUGCGCGACUGGAAUGCACACCGAGAGAAUCUGUUGGGAUUUAUGCUACCGAAAUUUAUCGGAAAUUCGAGAGUUUUGGACUUCUUCUGCGUAAUUUUGGAGGCUGCCUCCUUAACGGAUUCUGUUCUGAGGGUGCCGUUUGAAAAUCGAGGUGAUUCCAUGGCCAAUAAGACUGCAACUGAGAUCUGCCGGCAAUUUUUAUCCGCUCUGGCCGACUGUCGCCUUACCAUAGAUAAAUGCGGGGACGUUGAGGCCUGCCUUCGUCUUAUUAAACGCCUAGCUUUAUCACCGUGGCCAUGUGAAAUCAUCCAUGACCUCCUUCUUCGCCAACUCAUUCCCAUUCUCUUUCAACCACCCUCCCAAGGCUUCUCCUUCAAGGAGUCUUUGGAGCAAUUCCAACGUUGGGUAGCUUGCAAGUUCGUGUGUCUUCGUUUUCUCCUACUCCUCACCUUGAAGCAACCAUCGACACUUCUACCCGCUCUUCAGGAGUUUGGUGCCUGUGGUGAGGCAGAUCCUCGGACUGUUUUAUUUGGGUAUUUGCUGCACCUUUUGGAGAUUUCUUGUGAGGCCCUUCUUGAUUAUCUACCGGAUAACGUGGACAAGGUCAUCUCCUAUUCAUCAUCACCGUCAACAGCAGAACCCAAUCUUGCAUUUAUUGAACAAAUACUACUAGCUCUUGAACUGGAACUUCUGACCUUUGAUCGACUGCACGUCCUCUCACCAAGCGGGGUACCAAAAGAAACGGUGGAACGUUUGGACGAGAUGCUGAUGAUUUACGGUCGUCUGAAACCGCUACUUCUCAUCCUCUGGAAACAAAUACGCAUUGAAAUAUUCCACUGCUACGGUGAAUACAACCUCCACGUUGCACCGUACCAUCGUAAUAGCGUAUGCCUCCGUAAAACCGCCUUCCUGUUGAACUUUCGUAGCAAACUCGGUGAAACAAUGAAUGACCAUACCUUUUCGUUGGCUCCUGAUUUGUUGUGCCUUUUGAAGGCCUCUGAGGUGCAUGAAAUGAUCACUUCCAUCGAAGACGUGAAACAACGCUUAGUGCUCCUAAAAGAGGUCCUUUCUGCCCUUAUCACCGGAGUCAAUAACGCUAAGGUAGGAACCGUGCAUCACUCAUUUGGUUAA